Sapajus apella (tufted capuchin) is the source of this 2235-nucleotide messenger RNA. Its product is annotated as nucleolar and spindle-associated protein 1-like. Gene Ontology annotation, cellular component: nucleolus; mitotic spindle; microtubule. Lineage: Eukaryota; Metazoa; Chordata; Mammalia; Primates; Cebidae. Gene Ontology annotation, biological process: establishment of mitotic spindle localization; mitotic cytokinesis; mitotic chromosome condensation. The record is from RefSeq and is a predicted model, not a curated record. Gene Ontology annotation, molecular function: microtubule binding. The transcript has 7 exons.
AUGGUCCAAGGCUAUCCCAUUGUCCUGAAUGGUGUGUUUUUCCAUACAGGAAGGUCUUCUUCAGUUCAGUCAAGAAUUGAUGAGAUUUUUCAUUUUUUUCCAGACGUAAAUCAUCACAAUAAAUUUGAUGCCUCCAACCAAGAACUGAGAACCAUGACGAUAAAGGGGAAAAGUGUGGGGGGAGAAGAUUCAACUGUGUCUUUGGAUGGUGGGGACAGGAAUGGCUACCUUGAUGGGUACCCUCAGGCCACCAGGAAGACUGCUUGGGUCUGUACUUCCGUGCUUGGGGAUGAACUUGAGAAGCUCCAGGUGUCCUGGGUGACAUCCUUGGCCAGGUGCUCGCAGUAUCCCUUCUACAGUCACCACAGGACAAGGAUUGUCCAUGUGCGUUUUCGCUUUGCCGCAGUUGACGGAGAGCUUUGGGUAAAAGCCCUGAUACCACCCACUCCUGCCCUGUCUGCCGGAGUCAUCUUUAAUCUGUCAAAACCCAGGCCUGUUCACAUGCUGCGAGGGUGGCACGGAUCCAAAGCCACUUCCGCUCCUUCCCUUGCUCUGGCCACAUGGCGGCUGAGCAACCGGCUUCAGAGGCUUCGGGGCUGGGCCCAGCCUCUUCGAAUCCCGAACCAGGCCUCCUAUUUUUCAUUCCAGGAGCCAAAGUAUAGACUGGCUUUUAAGAUACGCAAACGGCUGCAGGCCUUCCCUGGGUGGAUGAAGGCGACUGAGGAGCUGGACUCCCUCAAGUACAGCGACCUGCAGAAAUUAGCCAGGAGUCUGCGUCUCCGGGCCAACCUGAGGGCAGACCAGUUGUUAAAAGCCGUGAAAGGCCACAUUAAUCGUGAGGCAAGAAAAGGAAAUGAGAAUCGGGAUGAAAGUCAAAUUUCUGCAUCCUCUUGUCAUGAGACUGAGAUACAGAUCAGCAGCCAGGAACAAGCCGAGAGAGAGCCAACUGGCCAUGUCACCAAAACAAGGAGAAGGCACAAGACUGCCCGUGUGGACCCUGACUCCCAGCAGGAUCAUUCAGAGAUAAAAAUAAGUGAUCCGACUGAAUUCCAGAAUCAUGAAAAGCAGGAAAGCCAGGAUUUCAGUGCUAUUGCAAGAGUUUAUUCUGCAGAUGAGCACCAAGGAGCUAAGAAUGCUGUUUCUUCAGGAAAACGUGGAAUAAAUGGUAACAAAGAUUCAAAGAUACCUUCAGAAAGAAAGAAAUCUCUCUACACAGGUGGGUUAUCCAAACCUGGAAAAAAUAAAAGAACUGCAAUGACUACUCCAAACUUUAAGAAGCUUCAUGAAGCUCAUUUUAAGGAAACAGAGUCCAUUGAGCAAUAUAUUAAGAGGAAAAAGAAACAUUUUGAAGAAUACAAUUUCAUCAGUGAACUGAAGCAGCAGCCCAUCAAUAAGGGAGGAGUCAUGACUCCAGUACCUCCAAAAGGAAGACUCUCUGUGGCUUCUACUCCCAUCAGCCAACAACGCUCUCAAGGCCAGUCCUACGGCCCUGCAUGUCAGAGUACCUUGGGUCUGAAGGGGUCACACAAGCGCUCUGCUAUCUCUGCAGCUAAAACAGGUAUCAGGUUUUCAGCUGCUACUAAAGAUAAUGAGUAUAAGUGUUCACUGACCAAGACUCCAGCCAGAAGGUCUGCACAUGUGACCAUGUCUGGGAAUACCCCAAAAGUUAUUACUCCAUUCAAGUUGACAACUGAGGCAAUGCAGACUCCAGUCUCGAAUAAGAAACCAGUGUUUGAUCUUCAAGCAAGUUUGUCUCGUCCCCUCAACUAUGAACCACACAAAGGAAAGUUAAAACCAUGGGGGUACUCUAAAGAAAAUAAUUAUCUAAAUGGACAUGUCAACAGAAUUGAUUUCCACAAGAAAACUUACAAACAACCCCGUCUCCAGACAAAGGAAGAGCAACGGAAGAAACAUGAGCAAGAAUGAAAGGAGAAGAAAGCAAAGCUUUUGGGAGUGCGAAGGGGCCUCAGUUUGGCUGAAGAUUAGUAAUUUUUUAACAUCUUGUAAAUAUUCCUGUAUUCUCAACUAUUUUUCCUUUUGUAAAUUUUUUUUUUUUUGCUUUCUUCCCCACUUUAGUCAUGAGAUCUUUUUCUGCUAACUGUUCAUAUUCUAUGUCGUGUCCAUGGGUUCUUCAUGUGCUACAAUCUCUGAAAAGACAUUAUCACACUAAAGCUCAAAUUCUUUGGGAUGGUUUUUGCCUAAGUCCCUAUACAACUCGGUUUUCUAAUGAGACCC